Molecule: messenger RNA, 2395 nt
Organism: Pangasianodon hypophthalmus (striped catfish)
Lineage: Eukaryota; Metazoa; Chordata; Actinopteri; Siluriformes; Pangasiidae
Gene: capn8
Product: calpain 8
Exons: 21
Coding region: 88-2190 (700 amino acids)
Biological process (GO): proteolysis
Cellular component (GO): cytoplasm
Molecular function (GO): calcium ion binding; calcium-dependent cysteine-type endopeptidase activity
Source: RefSeq, a predicted model, not a curated record
AAUUCUGUCAAGCUACACUGUGAAGCAUUCACACUCUUUACCAGACUCUUAAGACUAGCUGAAACUUGAGACCAGGCUUGUGUCAGGAUGUCCAACAUAGCCCAUGUUCUGGCCAAGAAGAAGGACAAAGAUGAAGGAGUGGGAGGCAAUGACAAUGCUAUUCCUUUCAACAACCAGGAUUUUGAGAAGCUGCGACGUGAGUGCUUGGAGAGUGGCAAACUCUUCUGCGACCCCACGUUCCCUGCUGAAUCCCGCUCUUUAGGAUACAACCAGCUGGGCCGAUAUUCCUCCAAGACCAUGGGAAUGGAGUGGAAAAGGCCAUCGGAGCUUUGCCCAAACCCUCAGUUCAUUUGCGAUGGAGCUACAAGGACUGACAUCCGCCAGGGAGCUCUAGGUGACUGUUGGCUCCUAGCGGCCAUUGCCUCUCUGACUCUGGACACUGACAUUCUGGGGCGGGUGGUUCCUGCGGACCAGAGUUUCACUGAAAAGUAUGCCGGCAUCUUUCACUUCCAGCUUUGGCAUUAUGGUGAGUGGGUGGAUGUUGUCAUUGAUGACCGGCUGCCCACAAGAAACGGGGAGCUGCUGUUUGUUCACUCAGCUGAAGGGAACGAGUUCUGGAGCGCUCUGCUGGAGAAAGCCUACGCUAAGGUGAACAGUUCUUAUGAAGCUCUUUCUGGAGGCUGCACCACUGAGGGCUUUGAGGAUUUUACCGGUGGAAUUUCUGAGACCUAUGAACUACAAAAAGCCCCCCCUACUCUGUUCAACAUCAUCAGGAAAGCACUGGAUCGUGGAUCUUUGCUCGGCUGCUCCAUAGAUAUCACUAGUGCAUAUGAUUCGGAAGCAGUGACCAGACAGAAGCUGGUGAAGGGACAUGCUUACUCUGUCACAGGAGCAGAAGUGGUUCAUGUGUAUGGCACCCCGGUUCAACUGGUGCGGCUGAGAAAUCCAUGGGGUCAAGUGGAAUGGACCGGAGCUUGGAGUGAUGACUCUAGAGAGUGGGACCGAGUGCUGCCAGAGGAGAAGGCCAAACUUGAUCACUCGGCAGAUGAUGGAGAGUUCUGGAUGGCUUAUUCAGAUUUUGUGCAGCAGUACUCCAAGUUGGAGAUAUGUAACUUGACUCCUGAUACGCUGACGAGUGAAGGGAUCGCCCGCUGGAGCUAUCAUCAAUUUGAGGGCACUUGGAAGGUUGGCUCUACUGCUGGUGGCUGCAGAAACAACACAGCAACCUUUUGCUCAAACCCCCAGUACGUGAUAAAGCUGGAUGAGAUGGACGAUGACCCCCACGAUGGAAUAGACGGCUGCUCCUUUUUGGUUGGCCUGAUGCAGAAGGACAUGCGCCAAGAGAGGCAGUUUGGCCGAGACCUCAACACCAUCGGCUUUGCUAUCUACAAGGUUCCUGAUGAGUAUAAAGGUCAAAAUAACAUUCACCUCGGCCCAGACGUCUUGCUGCGUCAGAGAGCCGUGGCCAUGAGUAACACCUUCAUAAACAUGCGUGAGGUGUGCUGCCGUUUCAAACUGCCACCCGGUGAAUACGUCAUUAUUCCCUCAACGUUCGAGCCACACCGCAAGGGCACCUUUAUACUCCGUGUUUUUGCUGAGAAACACGCCACUGCCGGCCCAAUGGAGACGGACAUCAAUGCCAAUAUUAAAGAGGAUAAGAUCUCCGACAAAGAUGUGGACCCACAUUUCCAACACCUCUUUAGGCAGAUUGCUGGAAAUGAUUCUGAAAUUUCAGCAUUAGAGCUGCAGAAGAUUCUGGACAGAGUUGUGUCUCAGCGAACUGACCUGAAGACGGAUGGCUUCAGCAUGGAGACCUGCCGCCAUAUUGUCAGCCUAUUGGAUAGAGAUGGCAGCGGGAAACUCGGGCUGUUGGAGUUUCACACACUCUGGUUGAAGCUACAGAAAUAUAUGGAGAUCUUCAAGAACCAUGACACGGACAACUCGGGCACCAUGAGCUCCCAUGAGUUGAGAGAAGCUCUCAGCGAAGCAGGCUUCCAGCUGAACACGGCCAUCCUGGAGGUGAUAGUCAUGCGCUAUGCUGAUCAGCAAAGCGCCAUCGACUUCGAUGCCUUCGUAGGCUGCGUAAUCCGUAUGGAAUUGCUUUUCCAUAUGUUUAAGAAGUUUGACAAGAACAAUACUGGGAAGAUUGAGCUGGAUAUUAUGCAGUGGCUAUGCCUGGCCCUAAGCUGAAUUCCCACAGACCUGUCUCCUGCGGUGUACUGCGGAGCCGAUAGCACCAAUUUGUUCCACGAUGAUUGUGUUCUUAACCAAAACGGUGAAAAUUGGAGUUUGAGUUUACAUAUUUCGUUAUCGAUCCAGUUGUAUGAUGUGCACUGGUAUUUGUUUAGACAAAUGAAAAUAUGAAAUGCAAUAAUAAAUGCUAACUCGCCCUGUA